GGGUUUCAGAGGCAAAUGGAGACCUAUUUGCUCCCAGGCUCUCUUCCCAAAACUCCCACUGAAGGACUUUCCUGAACUCAAGCCCACUGGAUUACCAGGAGAAAUGGCCUCUGAGACCUUAAAUGUUGAAGACCCAGGUGCAGCCCUGACUUCCUAAUUGGUCACAGACUUGGGACAGGACUUAAGCUUUCUUAGAAGAAGUGCCAGGACAUUUAAAGGCCACCUUUCAUCUCCCUCACCUCUCAGACAUAGAGCCAAGAGGAAGCACCCAGCAGGCAUGAGUGAGAAGGGCACAAAAGAUCUGCAGGGACCCUUCCAGGACCUGCUGGCAGCUGCUCCAGUCCCAUCCUUGUCACCUUCCUUUCUCGAGUUUUGAUCAUCUUUUCAGACCCUGGGGGUCCUCAACUGGGUUUCUUGCCCCCUAGGCUCCAAAAAAGGGACUUCCUGUGGAUUUCAGGAAGCCCUUCGGUGCUUAGAGGCUCCAGGAAAAGCUUGAGCCAUGACACCACGUGCUCAGGAGCUCCACCUUCAGGACUCAGGCCUCUGAUGUAGCUGUCUCCCUGGACACUGACUGUGGACCCAUGGACACAACCCUGAUGGGCUCCCUUCAGCACUGCUGUUGCCAGUUGCCUAAAAUGGGUGAUACCUGGGCCCAGCUGCCCUGGCCUGGGCCCUCCCAGCCAACCAUGCUGCUGGUCUCCCUCCUGUUGGCAGCCGGGGUGAUGUGCUCUGAUGCAGGUAACAGCUGCCCAGUCCUUUGUACCUGCCAUAACCAGGUGGUGGACUGCAGCAGCCAGCGGCUAUUCUCCAUGCCCCCAGACCUGCCAAUGGACACCCGCAACCUCAGCCUGGCCCACAACCGCAUCACGGCUGUGCCACCUGGCUAUCUUACAUGCUACAUAGAGCUCCGGGUACUGGAUUUGCACAACAACUCCCUGACGGAGCUACCCCCAGGCCUCUUCCUGCAUGCCAAGCGUUUGGCACACCUGGACCUGAGCUACAACAACCUCAGCCAUGUGCCAGCCGACAUGUUCCAGGAGGCCCAUGGGCUAGUGCACAUUGACCUGAGCCACAACCCAUGGCUACGUAGAGUGCACCCCCAGGCUUUCCAGGGCCUUGUGCAGCUCCGAGACCUGGACCUCAGCUAUGGCGGCCUGGCCUUCCUCAGCCUGGAGGCCCUGGAGGGUCUGCCAGGGCUGGUGACCCUGCAGAUUGGGGGCAACCCCUGGGUGUGUGGCUGCACCAUGGAACCUCUGUUGAAAUGGCUGCGAAACCGGAUUCAGCGCUGUACAGCUGAUUCUCAGCUGGCUGAGUGCCGGGGACCCCCUGAAGUUGAAGGAGCCCCCCUCUUCUCACUCACUGAGGAGAGCUUCAAGGCCUGCCACCUGACUCUGACCCUGGAUGAUUACCUCUUCAUUGCAUUCGUGGGCUUCGUGGUCUCCAUCGCUUCUGUGGCCACCAACUUCCUCCUAGGCAUCACAGCCAACUGCUGCCACCGUUGGAGCAAGGCCAGUGAAGAGGAAGAGAUUUGAUGCAG
Castor canadensis (American beaver) is the source of this 1537-nucleotide messenger RNA. RefSeq names its product leucine rich repeat containing 55 (gene Lrrc55). Gene Ontology annotation, molecular function: transmembrane transporter binding; potassium channel activator activity; voltage-gated potassium channel activity. NCBI's taxonomy places the organism in Eukaryota, Metazoa, Chordata, Mammalia, Rodentia, Castoridae. Gene Ontology annotation, cellular component: voltage-gated potassium channel complex. The record is from RefSeq and is a predicted model, not a curated record.